Molecule: messenger RNA, 2678 nt
Organism: Closterium sp. NIES-67
Lineage: Eukaryota; Viridiplantae; Streptophyta; Zygnematophyceae; Desmidiales; Closteriaceae
Source: the annotation of a GenBank genome assembly
CAGCACGCUACCUUCAGAUUCUUAGUGCUCUGCUGCUCCGCUUCUACGGUCUACCCCACCCUGGAUGUUAGCGCUGUCACUUGCUGGCAGCCGAGCAGUCACUGCGCACACCACGCAACCGGUCGUUUCCUCCUGAUUGUCGUUAUACCUCUCGAACUUUUGCGAUAGUGCUUUUAAUAGUCUCUUCCUGCUUAUAUCGGAGGCAGUCCAGUCGAAAGUAGGCGGCGUCCAUUGCGACGGACGAGGCGAUGCUGACGUCAUUCUAGAGAAUGCCGUCUCCCCGCGAGCCCGUAGAGCUGCCCGACCGAGGCUUCUCGAGGCGCUGCCGACUCUGACCUAGGGAUUGCCGACUCUGACCUAGGGAUUGCCGACUCUGACCUAGGGAUCGUCGACCCAACAUCGAGGCGGGGACCGGCCUGCCGCGAGCUCGUGGGUCGACCUGCCAGUAGCGCGUUUCGGCGAGUAGCGCGUCGUCAGAAUCUAGGCGUGGACGGGCGGGCGGGCGAUCGCAGUGCUGGGCGGUGGUAGAGAGGCGCAUAGAGCAUUGAGCAUUGCGGAUUGCGCAUUGGGCAGGAGAGGGGCGCGAUGGCGGGGCUGGCGAAGAUGAAGAAGAAGCUGCUGCCGCUGCAGACGGACGGCGGCGUCAGAGCGCCCGACUCGGGAGGCGUCGGGGCCAUGCCCGCCAUGGCCAACGACCCCUACGCCUCGUAUAAGGUCAGCGAGGAGGGGCACAUCAACCUAAUGAGCCAGUCGUUUAACGAGUACGCGAUCAGCGAGCAGGGCCUGCAGGUGAACAAGGACGGCCAGCACUCGGAGGACAGCGGGUCGGGCGGCGAGAAGACGUACCGCUGCGCGUCCAACGAGAUGCUCGUGUUCGGCGCGAUCGGGUCGGGCGCGAGCAGCGUGGUGUGCAAGGCCAUCCACAUACCCACGCACCGCCUGCUCGCGCUCAAGAAAGUCAACGUCUUCGAAAAGGACAAGCGGCACCAGCUGCUGAACGAGAUUCGCACGCUGUGCGAGGCGCCGGCGGCGCCGGGGCUGGUGGAGUUCUACGGCGCGUUCUACCAGCCCGACAGCGGGCAGAUCAACAUCGCGCUGGAGUACAUGGACGGCGGGUCGCUGGCGGAUGUGGUGCAGGUCACCAAGACCAUCCCCGAAAACAUCCUCUCCGCCAUCACCAGGCGGGUGCUGCAGGGCAUGCAGUUCUUGCACGGCGAGCGGCGCAUGGUGCACCGCGACAUCAAGCCCGCGAACCUGCUUUUGAACCUCAAUGGCGACCCCAAGAUCACCGACUUCGGCAUCAGCACCGGGCUGGACCACUCCCUCGCCAUGUGCGCGACCUUUGUGGGCACGGUGACGUACAUGUCGCCCGAGCGCAUCGCCAACCAGAACUACUCCUUCCCCGCCGACAUCUGGAGCCUGGGCCUCGCCCUGCUCGAGUGCGGCACGGGGACCUUCCCUUACACCGCUGAUAAAGGGCCCAUCAACCUCAUGCUGCAGGUGAUGGAGGACCCAGCGCCCACGCUGCCGCCGGGGUACUCGGCGGAGUUCCAGUCGUUCGUCAACGACAGCCUCGAGAAGGACCCCUUCCAGCGCCCCACCGCCGACGUUCUGCUGCAGCACCCGUUCAUCACGAAGCACACGGAGGAGGACGUGGACCUGGCGGGGUACAUCCAGAACGUCGUCAACCCCACCGACCGACUCAAGGACCUCUCCAAUAUGCUGAUGGUGCACUACUACAUGCUGUUCGACGGCCCCGACACCAUGUGGCCGCACAUCGAGAGCUUCUACAAGCCCGACGCCACGCUCAUGUUUGGGCACCGCGUGUACACGGGCGGGGAGCAGAUCUUUGCAACGCUGACGUCGAUCCGCACCAUGAUGCUGGGCGAGCAGAAGUCGGAGCGCCUUGUGCACACCGUCGAGAACCUCGAGUGCUGCGCGUACGGCCGCCGCGGUGUGAUGGUGCGCGUGUCGGGCGCGCUGGUGGUGGGGCGGCAGUUCAUCCCGCCGCCCGGCACGCAGGUGGAGGGGAUCACGAGCGGCGGGGCGACGGGGUACAAGGGGCACGGGAAGAAGCUGGGCAGCUUCAUCGAGCUCUUUGUCAUCGAGCCGGGGGAGGCGUCGGGGUCGUACCUGGUGGCCAAGCAGGAGCUGUACGUGCAGAAGUGACGGGGGGGGAGGGGGGGGAGCAUACAGCAGUGGGCUGGGGUUGGCGCAGCAGAUUUAUAGCAGCAGAAAGUGAUCUAGAGAGGCUUCUACAGAUGUGGGCAGGUCAGGGAAUGUGGUACAGGGCUGAAGGCAGGUGUGGAUGGCAGUGCAUGCAGUGUACAGUGGCAGGCACUGGUGGUUGCAUUGCUUGUUAUGAGGAACGGUUUCUUGCAAUGAGUAUGGCCGCUGCUGUGUGGUAGCAGCAGAUGGAAAGGAACAGGGCGUGGUGGGUGACCCACAUUCCCACAUGAUACAAGUCAACAAUACGGCAGCGGCAAUGCUCUGGAUGGAUGGAUGGAUGGAUGGAUGGAUGGUGCGAGAGGGUGAAUAUCCUACUGGGUGUCUGCACGUCUCAAUAGCAUUCUUGGGGGGCUGAUAAACCUUGAUGAACGAUGGUACCUCAUACUCCAGAGAGCUACAGAACCAACCCAAGACUCUUCAUUAUUGCCCAUUCCUACAGUUUUAGGCCG